AUGCCAGAAACAAUGACUCAAAAAGAAAAUCCAUUGAGUCUUCUUUCAAUUGAAGUACUCAUAAGCCAUGUUCAUAUUGAUCUUAAUAUAGAAUGUCAUUUGCCGUGUGUAGUUUUUCGUUUACUCGAUUAUCCAGCUGUAUCAAUACCCUAUUUUGACCAAUGGCAAACAGAAGAAUUUCAUAAUUUAAAAAAGGAUCAUCCAAAUAUAUCCUGGCGUCAGUUGCUUUCUGAUCAAUUUUAUGAACUUCGUUCAGCGAAUGGAAAUUUUAAUUUUAAACGUGGUAAAUCGUGUUUAUUUAAAAGUUAUUUUAAAACAUUGUAUCGACAUUUAUUGAACGUACCACUGUUUAUUUUACUCAUUGAUCAAAUAAAUAACGAUGAUACAAAUAAAUCACAUUUUAUUGGUAGUUGUAAUGUUAAAUUAAACGAAUUAAUUGAAAUAUUAAAUCAAUCAAUUCUUAAAAAUGGAAACGAUAUACCACUUGUUGAACAACAAACAUUUCAUUGUACGCUUUUUAAUUUGAUGGGCACGAACAUUGGUACUUGUGAUAUUGCUGUUCGAUUUUGUCAUUAUGGUACGACUAUUCUAACACAAUUACCUAUGCUUGAUGAUGAACAGGUGAUAGAAACAGAGAAAAAAGUUAAAAUUACUACUACAAAAAAGAAAGAUAAUGAACCAUCGGCUAUCUCACCACCUACGGAUACUAUUGUUAAACAAAUUCAUUUUGUUAAUGAAAAACGAGACGUUGCUUUACAAUUAUCUCAUAGUGAUCUUCCAUCAUCAUCAACCAAUAAUAAAUCAGCUCAAACACGUUGGACAAGUACAAAAAGUCGAUCAAGUGAUUCUCAUCAUUCAAAACAUCAAUAUCUACGUACCAUAGAGGAUCUGUCAGUGGAUGAUCCAACUGUUACUUUCUAUCGACCGCCAGCACUUUAUUUUAAUUCUGAUUCUGAUUUUCUUGAAAUGAUAACACCAGAAUCAACGAAAAUUGCUGAACAAGCAAAAGAAAAUCGUUUAUCUUAUCUUGCCUCCGUUCCAAUUAUUACAUUCGAUGAUGAUUCGACUGUUGAAGAUGAUGAUGAAAAUAAAAAGCCGCAGCCAAAGCGAAAAUCUAUAAGUAAUGUACGUUUUAAUUUACCUUCUUCGACACUUUCGAAAGAUUGUUCACAUACAAAAAUGAUUUCAAAACAAACAUUAGCAAAAGACUUUUUACAUAAUUUUCCACUUCUUCGAUCACUUGUUGAAGAAGCCUUAGCUUUACAACAAUAUGAACAUGAUGUGCCGAUAUCAAUUGGACACGUAGUGCUGAAUGAACGACCACACUCGGCUACGUUGCACCAACAAAAACAUUUAAAACAAAUUCCAAUACGUCCAAAGUCAGCAAUGAAUGUUCGUUCAACGCGAACUAAAUCUGUUAUUGUAUCGAGAAAUAUAAAUAAUACUCGCCGACUCUAUCCAUCUUCAUCGAAAACAGCUCAAAUAUUCAUUAAAAAAAGUGAUGUUCGUGAUUUAGUUGAUCGUCUUUCUAAGCCAAAGGUUCACAAACGAGCCGAAAAAAGAAUGACAUUGGUUAAUGAAAAUAUAUCAAAUCAAGAACCUCUUGUAAGAACUGCACGAGUCUCUUCGAAAUCUACUAUUUCUAUUCCGUCCACCACAACUACACGAAAACCACCGCUGUCCUAUGGCACAACACGUGCUCAUCGAUUAAUGGCUGAAUAUUCUCGAGCUCGACUUACUACUGUUCAAUCUCAAACAGUUAGUUCGCCUAAAUUUCAAGUAUCUGCAAAACAAGAGCCCAUAUCUAAUAGUCGUACUCCAUCAUUAUCAUCACCACAAUUAGUGAAUACUGGUACAUUUUCACGCUUAUCUCUUCUCAACCGAGUUGAUGUUGACACUCCUACGACGCAAAAAAAUACUAUGCAAAGACCAUCAUUAGAAGUUACACCAGAAAAUACGGGUCCAACUUUGAAAACCGCAACAUCCACAAGUCAAGAUGCUAGUUUAAAAUUAAAUCAAACAAUAACAAAAAUAAGGUUUUCUACUCCUGAAUCAACAACAUCACAGCACGAUAAAGUAAAUGAUGAAAGAAACGAUGAUUUAGCUUUUUCGAUUACGGAUAUCACUGAUUAUUUUACCGAUGGUGGUGAAUCAGGUACUCGUUCAAGGAGUCAACAGUCGACGUGA
Messenger RNA from Rotaria socialis, 2187 nucleotides. NCBI's taxonomy places the organism in Eukaryota, Metazoa, Rotifera, Eurotatoria, Philodinida, Philodinidae. The record is from the annotation of a GenBank genome assembly.